GUGAAGCCACCGGAAGUGUUCGAACCACCAUCUUACUCUUCAACCCAGUCUCACGGCAGUUCGUGAUAUAGUCACGAAAUUUAAUCUAUUGAAGAGACGUGCUGUUUUCCCUUAAUGCAUACUUACAUUUCACAGAAUACAGCAGAGAGGAUCCACAAUCAUGGAUGGGAGUCUGUUUGUGCUGCUUCUGCUGUCAGGGCUUUUGAAGACCACUUCUGGUCUUUCUCGUCAGUACUACUAUAUAAAUGCAAGAAUGUCCUGGCCAGAGGCUCAGAGUUACUGUAGAGGAAAGCACACUGAUCUGGCUACUGUAGACAGCAUGGUUGAUGUAAGCAGGCUGAUAAAUUUAGUGGAUGCUGGAUACAGUGGAUCGGUGUGGAUUGGACUGAAGAAUGGGACACAGAAACGCUGGGGUUGGUCUAAGGGAGAAGAUACACUUGCAGAGUACAGUGCCUGGAAUGCAGGAGGACCAAGCAGUCAAAAUGAAUGUGGAUUUCUUGCCUAUGAAGUUUGGCAUACUUAUCAGUGCUCAUCUGUGAUUCACUUUGUGUGCUACAAUGAAAGUACUGGAUACAUCUCAGUACAGAUGUGGAUGAACUGGAAAGAAGCUCAGGGCUACUGCAGACAGUAUUACACAGAUCUGCCCACCAUCCACAACUCUGAGAAACAGAAUCAGCUCAAGAGUAUUGUUUCAUCGUCGGCAUGGGUUUGGAUUGGUCUAUUCCAGGACUCUUGGGAAUGGUCUGAUAAAUGGAGCAACUUCUUCAGAGACUGGGCAGCAGGUCAACCAUCCCAGAGUUCAGGAUCUGGUGACUGUGUUGGCAUGUCAACAACCAAUUCUGGGAAAUGGAUUCAUGAAAGCUGUAACCUACAGCGUCCUUUUAUCUGCCAUGGAUGGCCCAAGUCUCCUUACCGCACAUACCAGUAUAUGAAUGAAAGCAUGACCUGGCAAGACGCUCAGAGUUACUGCAGAGCUAGAUUCACUGAUCUGGCCACUGCUGACACCAUGAAUGAUGUGAGAAGGCUGGUAAAUACAGUGGAUCCUGGAUACAGUGGUUCAGUAUGGAUAGGUCUCCACACUGGGACAGAGUAUCGCUGGGUCUGGUCUAUGGGGGAAGGCACAAUCUCCAACUACAGUAUCUGGAAUCCAGGAGAACCAAAUGGUGAUGGCGAGUGUGUGAGAAGUUUUAAUGGAAGCUGGUACGAUGAGAGCUGCAGCACUGUUCUCCCAUUUGUGUGUUUCAAUGACAGCACUGGUUUUAUUAUUACUGAAACUGCUAUGACAUGGAGAGAUGCUCAAAGUUACUGCAGACAACACCACUCUGAUUUGGCGAGUAUCAGCAGCCCAGAGCAGAAGAAUCUGCUCAGUAAUGAAUCAUCACUCUGGAUUGGUCUGUUUCUGGACUCUUGGCAGUGGUCUGAUCAGAGGAAUCUCAGUUUCAGACACUGGGAUGCAGAUCAACUAUCCCAGAGUUCAGGAUCUGGUGACUGUGUUGGUAUGUCAAGAAACAAUUCUGGGAAAUGGGCUCAAUACAGCUGUGAUCUACAGCAACCUUUUAUCUGCUAUGGAGCUGACACAUUAAUUAGAAAACAGAUUGUGCGUUUGAAGUUGUCCUGUAAUGGGAAAUGUACAUUAAAUGAUCCUUCAUUUCAGACCGCCUUUCUAGACAUGAUAAGUGAAAAGCUGAAGAGCAUGGGGCUGAAAAGUGACAAAAUGAGCUGGAUACAGAGGGGAGGUGAAGAGGUGUUUCAUCUGGAGAGCAAACAUACAGCACAUUCAAAUAAUCAAUGUAACAGGCAGUAAUCAUCAAUGUACUUGUAUAAAGUUAACUUUUAAAACAGAUUCUAAGAAUAUUAUGUAAACAACUGAACUAUUUUGUUUGGAGGAACUGGGAAGUAGUAGUAGUAUUAUGUAUUGUUUAAAAACCAAAAAGUGGAUAAAUGGUCAUUGUAUAAUAUAUUUAUUGCAAUUGAUUAUGAAUACUGUAUAUAUUUCUGAAAGUUCUAUAUCAAUAACUACAUUAAUGAAUCUAGCCUAAAUUUAACUACAAAUAGUUGUGUUCUUACAAGAUUAAACUUUAAUUUACCAAAUAAAUUAUCAAUACUCUAGGUUUUUUUUUUAAAUGUAAAUAUUUUGUAACAUUAAAUAAUUGUAGUAAAAUUAACACUACAAGUAAAAUGAGAGAUAACUUUCUAGUGUAUAUGCAGAGCCAACUUUGAGAUAUGUGAACUAAGCCAUUAUCUAAAAUGUAAAGUAUGAUGAUCCUUCUCAUAAUAAAUUUGGAGGACAUUUCAUUUGAAUCAUGUUGUGCAUAUUAUUAUAAAUAAAAAAUAAAAAGAAAUUACUACUGAAAUUACUACAAUAACUUAUUUCCAUAUACUUUUGCAUUUACAAAUUUAUUUUAUAGCCAUAAUGGCUACUGAUGGCUACUAGUAUGUGCU
Messenger RNA from Onychostoma macrolepis, 2442 nucleotides. Its product is annotated as macrophage mannose receptor 1-like. The transcript has 8 exons. Lineage: Eukaryota; Metazoa; Chordata; Actinopteri; Cypriniformes; Cyprinidae. The coding region runs from base 161 to 1804 and encodes 547 amino acids. The record is from RefSeq and is a predicted model, not a curated record.